Entelurus aequoreus (snake pipefish) is the source of this 2308-nucleotide messenger RNA. It is a transcript of the gene lmcd1, whose product is annotated as LIM and cysteine-rich domains 1. NCBI's taxonomy places the organism in Eukaryota, Metazoa, Chordata, Actinopteri, Syngnathiformes, Syngnathidae. The transcript has 7 exons. Bases 344 to 1678 code for a protein of 444 amino acids. Gene Ontology annotation, molecular function: zinc ion binding. The record is from RefSeq and is a predicted model, not a curated record.
AUCUAACACCAUUUCCCAACUCAUAUGGAAACGGGGUUUGUAUAUUUUCUGAGGAGAUACAAUAACAUGCUUGCUGAAAUGUGAGGUGAGAUACACGAUACGCCACAAUAUGGAGCCUUGGCAGAGGUCUGCGCUUUAUAAUCAGUGCCAUUCUGCGGUUUGCACAAAUAAAAGGGGGUGGGGCGCUCUCAUGUUUCUAUGGGUGCACACCCUUUUCUUUUCCAGACUUUCCUCCCAGUGAGUGUGAGCAGGACGGACGCGGUGGAAGUCCCAGCGUGAAGGCCUCGUCAACACAAAACGGAGGCAAAACAAACAGAGGUGAGCGAGGGAGCAGCCUGUUGCCAUGGCGACACAUUCCUCUCGCUCCGGGGCGGGCGGCCUGGCGCGGAGUCAGGAGAUGAAGAAACCUGCCCAGCUGUGGUCGGCGGGAGGAGGGAAAAAGUGGGCGUGGACAUCAGAGAGAGAGAGAGAGAGAGAGAAGUGGAGGUGGCUCAGCAGCAGUGGCGAUGGGCGGGGCCAACUGGCAGGAAGUGUGAGCGUGAGGACUUCCAAGUCACAAUCCAGGAGGACGCUGCUCGGCAUGGACGUGAGCGCCGCCAUGGACAAGAUGUCCGUGCAGUCGGGUGCAGGAGCUCCGGCCGUGUGCCUGCUUUGUAAGGAAGGCUGCCCCGGUUUGAAGCCUCAUUCCUGGAGGAAAGCCUGCGUCACGUGCGGCUGCAGCACGGUGGACCACGCCCCCGGGGGCCACCUUGACGACGACCAGCGGAUGGGGCGCCUGCUCGCCAACUCGCCCUCCGCCCACCUGACGGCGAAGGUCAAAGGGGGCGGCGGCCUCCGCCUGUACAAGAGGAACCGCAUGAUCGUGACCGACCCCGUGGUGUCGCGCAAAGACCCCACCUUCAACACCACCACCUACGACUGGGCGCCGCCUGGCCUUACCCAGAAACUGGCCAAGCAGUACAUGGAUCUGACGCCAAAGAGCCAGCAUCCGGUCUCUGGAACCGUAGGGGCGUCGGAGCGUCGCAGGCAGCUCCUGAGCCAGCUCCCUUCCUACGACCACGACCCCAUGAAGUGCCAGAGCCUGGCCGGUGACGAGGAGAUCUCCGCCAUGCUGCUGUUUGUGAAGCACUACAAAAAGGAGGUGCUGGGGGUCGGGGAGGUGGCGCUACCUGCUGAAGGCGGAGCUCUGGAGGAGGCGGCCAUCCAGAGGUCCGCCAAGGAAGCCAAAGAGCGUAACCACGGCGACAAGGACGCAGUGGCGCAUCCGUCUCACAGCUCCAAAGAGAACAGCGCCGCCCCUGCUGAUGGACCCGCCAACGGCACGGACAACAGCGCCAAGACUCAAUACCGCUGCACCGGUUGCCGAGGCGAGGUGGCCGCAGAGAGCCCGGCCGUUUUUGCCGAGCGCGCGGGUUACCACGACAACCUGUGGCAUCCCACCUGCUUCGCGUGUUCCGAGUGCGGACGGGGACUGGCGGACUUGGUCUACUUCUGGGCCGAUCAGAGGCUGCUUUGCGGGCGACACUACUGUCAGAGCGUCUGGCCACGCUGCUGCGGCUGUGACGAGCUGAUCUUCUGCAAGUCUUUCCGCACGGCACAAGAUGGAAGGACCUGGCACGCCGACCAUGACCGCUGCUGGAGGUGCGGUCAAAGCUGGGACACACCCUGCCAACACUGACUCAUCCUCUGUGUGGGUUAGCGUGACAUAUUGAUGAUAAUAAUAAUAACCAAUGGCACCUUUUGAAGUGUGCGCCCGCCAGGAUAGCGAGUAGUGUUGCCAGGAGUGACGGCUGUUUAAAAGACACUCGGCAGUGAAGUGCUGCUCCAUAAGUGCUAACGACAUGUUUGCAGGACCACUCAGAGUCCAAACUACUUUAAGGACCGGCUGAUUUAUGGCCUCUUCAGCGGCCAACGGUGACGUGAUCCAGAUGUGCUGCUAGCGCGGCGAGGGGAUGAAACGUCACAUGUCGUGUCAGAGCAGACUCUUGUUAAAGCAGAGAUGAUUUAAACCUCCGAAAAACUGGACGGAAUUUGACGAAAAGUACUUUCAACUCUGGGUGCUUGUUAGCUUCUUUCUGCUAAUCCUCUCCGCUCUUUCUUUGCACAAGUCGGAGUCCCAAGAAAAAUGACCCGCUGGAGUUUGCCCUAAGCUGCGUCAAAUACCUUAUUUACUCCAACAUGACCCAGUUAACCACUGGAACGCAUGCCAGCUCGUGGCGUGCUUUUAGCUCAUUGGCUAGCGGUCUCAACUUUCUAAUCAGGGGAUACAGGAUGCAGGGGUCGGACCAGGCAGGUUACUUUGGUGCCG